This is a messenger RNA of Saccostrea echinata, 2248 nucleotides long. RefSeq lists its product as uncharacterized. The annotation marks the transcript as partial. The transcript has 2 exons. The record is from RefSeq and is a predicted model, not a curated record. NCBI's taxonomy places the organism in Eukaryota, Metazoa, Mollusca, Bivalvia, Ostreida, Ostreidae.
UUAGAUAAAGAGCCCAAAUUUUCUGAUGUCUGCGGUGAAAACAUUGCGCUUUCUGACAACCGGAAGAUAGCUAGAUGGCGCCACAGCUAUUCUGCUGGACGGCUGUUUGCUUCGCGCCAAAUGUUAAAAGACGAAAACCUUGAAGUCUUGGUUGACGGGAGUGGACACGUGGGGAUAGGCAUCAUCAAAACUGACCCGGGGUCAUUGAAGGAUCUCCGAGAGGGCACAUCAUCUGCUUGUAAACCGAAACUGGUGACCGACAUCCGGGUACAUAAAAGAGAGGGCUUAGUGAAAGUCAAACAGCGGGAAGAAGAAAAGGCCACUAAACUGGACAUUACGUAUUCAGGUCAAAAGGUCGUGGUCAAGGUCAACAAAGACGAAAAAUUCUGGCUAACGUUUGAGCUCAAAUUUGGCUCUGCUGUUAUUAAGUUUAAAAGUCCUGACAUAUCAUUCCACCAGAAUGCAGGCAGAAAUAUAAGCUUUCUCGACAAAGAAAGAAGAUCGGCGAAACUUGAUGUGGAAUAUCCCGCAGUCACGUGCUGUCUGUGGAGGAAGUUACGUAUGAACGAAUACGUCACCUUCAGUGUACUUCCGCUUAAGGACGGCGAGAAGGACCCGUCUACAUAUUUUAUGGUGCUUGGUGCGAGUCAAUUAGAACCGGUCCAGCUUCGUUCACGGGAUCCAGAAAGUUUCAAAGCGGACUCUCGCGCGCCGUUACCUUCCCGAUGGAAAGUUAUUAAUAGAUUCGAUAAGGAUGUCUGUUAUGGCGAGGUCCGGGUGGGGAUUGGGUCAAACGGCCGGAUUCGUGCUUUUCACUCAAGUGGAUUCGAAACGGAAAUGGACUUUGAUCCAGAAGAGAAGUCAUCGCAAUAUCUUUUUGUUCUUAACUUGUUCAGAACCGAAGUCAGAAUAAAAGAGUUCGUGGAGGAAGAGACACAUUAUGAUUAUGCCCUGAAAUCCUUUCGGAAAGCUUCUAGAAAAUAUCAGUCUGAUUCUGUAUACAUAGAUAUCAUUGACGACAAUACCCCCGUACAUUAUGAUACGCAAGAUGAACAGGACUUAAGGCGCGUAAAAAGCCGAAGCUUUCCGAUGGCUAACCCAACACAAGGAGAUGUAAAGGAGAGACAGUCUCUGGCAUUCCGUCCUCGAGAACCCUCGGAUAACUACUAUGACGAUGUGGCAUUGGGGAAUCCAGAGAGCACCGAUCACUCCGAGGAAACAUCACAGACUGAGGCAGUGUACUGUGACGUCAUAGGAGAAGGAAGUACAGAAGAUUGCGAGUCCAAACUAAGGCAGUUACCUGUGUAUAAACAUUCGGUAAAACCUGAACGUCACUAUGAUGAGAUCAUAAUCGAUAACGAAUCAAGUCCAAAACUGGCUAAAAAGUCAAACAAAUCACCUCAGAUAAUCCGUAAACCUGUCUCAUUGCUUCUGGAUAAAGUUCAGGGAAUUAAAAAUGUGUUUACCAAGAGAGCAGAACACCCGUAUGAUGAGGUGAGAGAUGAGGAAAUCAAGACUGAUAGGGUUUCUAAUAGCUUGGGGACCACACUUGUAUCGGUUCCCUCCGAUGACGUCACAAUAGAAGAAAACACAUACUGGGAGGUACAGGAAGUCCCCCGAAAAGAAAAAGAAAAGGUAGCACCACAGGUUACAAAGACUGGGAACAAUGGAACACUUGUCUCUCAGUCAAAAGAUGGAUCAAAAGAAACACAAGUCAUAAAGAGUACGGAAAUUAAAGAAAAUAAAGCAGGCGUCAAUGAAUUACGAGAGAGACUAGAGUUUCAGCAGAAAAAAAUGGUAAAAAGUGAGAGUGAAAGUUGCAUUUCAAAAGCAACCUUGCAUGAGACAAGUGACAGUGACAAUGAGACACAGAAUAAUGUUAACGUCAAAUUACUGAUUCAAAAGUUUGGUGGAAACGAAAACGAGACUGGAAAAGUAAAAAGUUGUGCUCUGCGUGAGAAAAAUCCUAGGACACCAAUUUUUCAUACAAGUCCCUCAGCACCGGCACUCUCUAAACGAUCGAAUUCUGACGAUAAUCUCGCAUUGUCUCGCUCCGUCUCACAUAAUCCCGAACAACCGAGGAAUGAAAGUGAGGCUGUGAUGAAGAGUACACAAAUAAGUUCCUCAGACUUAGCUGAUAAGAUGGAGAAAACGUGUGUGCUUAACGAGACAUUUGACUCUAUAAAUCUUUUGCUGAACUUGGGGAAGGGAAAACAUAAAGGAAAGGACAAGAAAAAAUAAACAAAGG